GAUUCACGUGUCCAGUUGUACGCUAGAGAAAUGAAAAAAAAUUAUGUUACGAUGCUGGCUCUCUUGAUGUGGUACUUUAUGAAGUCAACACAUGUAUCAGGAGUGAAAAAUAUUACACACGGUGUAUCGAGGCAUAUACGAUCUAUCGGAUUUCCCGAGGGUAGCGCUUCAGGGAUAUUCUUCGCUUUGGGAAUUCCCAUAGAUAUUCCAGACAAAUCUAUAGCGGUGUCGUUUUAUUUCGAAGCGAAUUACGGAUUGCCAUACAAAUGGAAUUCGAGUUACUUCUACGAGGGAAGUUACUAUGCAAAACGAAGUCUCAGUCGUCAACUAGUAUACAAGGUGUUCACCAGUAAAUUGGACAACCUGGGUUAUCCUGGACUUGAUUGCUUGCUGAGAACAAUCUGCGAAGCUGAGAGAUACUCCUUAAAUGAAAACGGAGUGCUCGGCGACAUCCUUCAAAUUAUAUUCACACCCUCUAUGUCAAUGAGCGAAGAUCUUCCAGAUGAGAUUGUGGAAGCCGAACGUGAGCAGCACUGCGAUCAGCGUUACAAAAAAUGUCCUGUGAAUCUUUUAGAUCUAAUAAGCCAUUAUAUCGAUAAAUAA
Molecule: messenger RNA, 603 nt
Organism: Temnothorax curvispinosus
Lineage: Eukaryota; Metazoa; Arthropoda; Insecta; Hymenoptera; Formicidae
Exons: 5
Coding region: 31-603 (190 amino acids)
Source: RefSeq, a predicted model, not a curated record